Messenger RNA from Fusarium oxysporum Fo47, 2224 nucleotides. RefSeq lists its product as uncharacterized. Gene Ontology annotation, molecular function: 4 iron, 4 sulfur cluster binding; GTP 3',8'-cyclase activity; cyclic pyranopterin monophosphate synthase activity. NCBI's taxonomy places the organism in Eukaryota, Fungi, Ascomycota, Sordariomycetes, Hypocreales, Nectriaceae. The coding region runs from base 260 to 2224 and encodes 654 amino acids. The transcript is spliced from 2 exons. The record is from RefSeq and is a predicted model, not a curated record. Gene Ontology annotation, biological process: Mo-molybdopterin cofactor biosynthetic process.
GACCUAUUUAGGUCAUGAUAGGUAGGUACCUAGGGUUGGAACUAUUGUUAAACGAAGCGCCGACGGCCGACAGAGACACCAAGUCAGCUUAUUCUUUCAUUUGCCAACCUCUUUGCUCUCUCUUCUCGUCAUUGUCGCAUCGUGAUUGCGAUAGCACGAAACGAUGGAAUCAUAGCAAGCGAACCCCUCAUAUGUAACCAUCUUUCUUCCCCCACUUGUCAAAUACAUAACUACUUAGGUAUCGUAACGCCUCAGAAUUAUGUCGUUGCUUCGCCUUUUAGGCUCGAGAGCUUCGGUCUCAGCCAAAACUAAAACUACCCUACAACGAACGGCUCCUUCGCGAGUGCUGCUCGCUUGUCCCUCCUCUAGAACCAUUGCGACAGCUUCUGCGAGACCCCAAGAGGCACCCCGCGAACCUCCCUCCACAACACCAGAGAUCGACCUCCUACAGUCUCGCCGCCGGCGCAUCCGAGAUCCAAAACCCUUCUCCGACUUCCUCACAGAUACUUUCCACCGACAACAUGAUUACCUUCGCAUAUCUGUCUCGGAGCGCUGCAAUCUGCGAUGUGUCUACUGCAUGCCUGAAGAAGGCGUGCCAUUGUCGCCAAACCGAGAGCUCUUGACGACACCAGAGAUUGUCCUCUUGUCGUCCGUAUUUGUCUCGCAGGGUGUGACUAAGAUCAGAUUGACGGGAGGAGAACCGACUGUGCGGCGAGAUAUCCUCCCUCUGAUGCACCAGAUUGGAGAGCUGCGACGGCAUGGCCUAAAGGAAAUCUGUAUCACAACCAACGGCAUCUCUCUGCACCGGAAGCUCGACAGCAUGAUCGAGAGUGGACUGACGGGUGUCAACCUGAGCCUCGACACUCUGGAUCCUUGGCAAUUCCAGAUCAUGACAAGGAGGAAAGGCUUCGAGGCCGUGCAGAAGAGCAUCGAUAGGAUUCUUGAGCUCAACAGACUUGGUGCUGGCAUCAAGCUCAAGAUCAACUGCGUGGUUAUGAGGGGUAUCAACGACAGAGAGGUGCUCCCCUUCGUGGACCUGACGCAAGAAAAGGACAUCGAAGUCCGCUUCAUCGAGUACAUGCCAUUUGACGGCAACAAAUGGAGCAAAAAUAAGAUGUUUAGCUACCAAGAGAUGCUGGACCUCAUCAGGACAAAGUACCCAACACUGCAAAAAGUGCAGGAUCACAAGAACGAUACAAGCAAGACAUGGCACAUUCCAGGCUUCACUGGAAGAAUAGGCUUCAUCACGAGCAUGACGCACAACUUCUGCGGGACUUGCAACCGUCUUCGAAUAACAGGUGACGGCAACCUCAAGGUGUGCUUGUUUGGCAAUGCUGAGGUGUCUCUACGGGAUAUCCUCCGGAAGUCCAACAGUGGCGAGCCCAUCGAUGAGCAGGCUUUCGAUGCCAUAAAACAGAUCGAGAUGGACCGGCGGAGGGACUUAUUGACGUCAGACCGGACUCCUCUCGGUCUGGCACCUAACGAGAUGGAGCUGCUCGAAGUCAUUGGUGCUGCCGUCAAGAGAAAGAAGGCAAAACAUGCGGGCAUUGGUGAGCUGGAGCAUAUGAAGAAUAGGCCCAUGAUCUUGAUAGAUACCAUUAGUCCGUCUUCGUCAUUGCGAACCAUGCCUCCUCGAAUACAAUCCCUUCUGCGUAACGGUCCCUGCUUCACGGCUGGCCGAUCUGUUUUCACACAGCAGCGACUCUUCUCCAAUACUCGCCAUGUCCGAGGACAGGACAGCAGCGACAACACAAAGCUGACACAUGUCUCUGCCUCUGGAGAGGCACGGAUGGUCUCCAUAUCAGACAAGACGGUGACAUCACGCAUCGCCAAAGCUGCAUGCACCGUCCGAUUCUCGAACACCACAGCGAUUGGGCUCAUCAGAGACAACCAGAUGAGGAAGGGAGAUGUCCUGGGUGUUGCGCGGAUCGCUGGCAUCAUGGCAUCGAAGCGAACUCCAGAUCUGAUCCCACUCUGUCAUCCGAUCUCGCUCUCCAAGGCCACGGUUGAUCUCGACGUCAGGGGUGACGACAGGGUAGAGAUCGCUGCCACGGUCACGUGUGACGGAAAGACGGGGGUGGAGAUGGAGGCGCUGACGGCGGCGUCUACGGCGGCAUUGACAGUUUACGAUAUGUGCAAGGCUGUGGAUAAGGGCAUGGUUAUUGAGGGUUUGAGAGUUGUCCUCAAGGAUGGGGGGAAGAGUGGGAGAUGGGAAAUGGAGUAA